CCUGCUUUCACACAGCAUCACUGCUGGGUUUGUCUUAAGAUGCCACAGUGUUGGAAUGGCUGGCAGGGUGCCUCCCCUCAAUAUCUCUUCUCCCUCAUUGUGUUUUCCUUCAGUUUCUUUUUUUCAGCCCGUGUUUGUAGAAAGAAUGAUGUAGGGGUGGGAACUGAACUCCUGCAACUACACUGUGGGGAAGGAAAUCCAGCUCCACAUCAGCAUUGCUCAGGCAGAUUUCUGAGACUGGAGGCAGCCAGGCCUUUCCCUCUAGCCAUCCCAUCCCAAGGCAGCAUGCUUCUCAGCUAGUGGCCUUUUGUUUGAGCUCUUUUGCUAGUAGCAGUGGUAUCCAGGCAGCAAUGUUUUAUACAAAGCAGCAGAGCACAGGAAAAUGACAGGGGAAGAAGUAUAUCUUCUACUUGCUAAUGUGAAUUCGAAACAGCUGAACUUAGGGAGAAAUUCAUAUGUCCAGAAAGGAAUACUAUCAUCAGGAUCUGAAGACUCUGAAAAUGUUAUUCAGUUUGGUCAUGGACUUUUCUGGAGAACAGAAUCUUUGAAAUUAUGUGAAUAGAGACUGCUUUCAAAACAAUGGGAGAAAGAGCAGAAAGUCCAGAUACUAAUCAAGAAAGAAAUUCAGACAAACACCAUUUCUCUUACUGUUUAUCCGCUUUGGAAAAUACACCACAGUCUUCCAGCCAGUCUUCUGGCCAGUCUUCAGUGACCAAUCCCUCUUCACCUGCAAGUGUUAAGGAGAAACAUCCUAAAAGAUAUGUUUCAGAUAGCCAAGUGCAUCACCAAGCCCAGAGCCUCAAUAGGGAGCAACUUAGGAAAGAUCCCGACGUUGUCACAAAGCGAGUUCUUUCUGCAAGACUGCUAAAAAUCACUGAGCUGCAGAAUGAGGUGACUGAACUCCAGGUCAAGUUAGCCGAGCUGCUAAAAGAAAAUAAGACUUUGAAACGGCUUCAGUACAGGCAAGAGAAAGCCCUGAAUAAGUUUGAAGAUACAGAAAAUGAAAUCUCACAGCUUAUCCUUCGACAUAACAAUGAGAUCACUGCACUCAAGGACCGCCUAAGGAAAUCGCAGGAGAAAGAACGGGCAACUGAGAAAAGGGUAAAAGACACCGAAGGGGAACUAUUCCGGACAAAGUUUUCUCUAAAGAAAUUGAAAAAGAUUUCUGAAGCUAGACACCUACCUGAACGAGAGGAUCUGGCCAAGAAGCUAGUCUCUGCAGAAUUAAAAUUGGAUGACACCGAGAGAAGAAUUAAGGAACUAUCAAAAAACCUUGAGCUGAGUACUAACAGUUUUCAACGACAGCUACUUGCUGAAAAGAAAAGGGCCUAUGAGGCUCAUGAUGAAAAAAAAGUUCUUCAAAAGGAGCUACAGAGACUUUAUCAGAAAUUAAAGGAAAAGGAGAGGGAGCUGGAUAUAAAAAACAUAUAUUCUAAUCGUCUGCCAAAGACCUCUCCAAAGAAAGAUAAAGAAUUUUCACUAAGAAAAAAUGCUGCAUGCCAGAGUGACUUUACAGACCAGUGUACAAAAGAAGUGCAAACAAAUGAAGCCUUUGAGCAGGAAGACUUUCCUGUGACCUCACAAGCAGUUGUGUGUUAUGAAAACAAAUGGGAGGAACAGGAUACUUUGGAUCUGGAGCCCCAAGAGAGAGGUAAGCAUGAAGCAGCAGAUAUUAUAAAUCCAGUUGUGGAAGAAGAAGAAGAAGAAAAAAUCAUAAAAGAACUUGAUGCUAUAAAACAGGAGGUUGAGACUCUGGAGAAUGAAUGGGAAAGAGAAGAAUUUGAUAAAAAGCAAAGAGAAAAUACAUUUUUCCUGAAAAGAGAAGAAAAGCCAGAGUUGGAAAGUGGAAGAAGCCAAAUGGAGGUAUACCAAUUUCAGGACUCUGAUAAACUCGAAGAGGAAGAGGAAGAAGAAAGACUAAAGAGAGAGCUGCUUCUUGCUAAACUGAAUGAGAUCAAUCAAGAGCUCGAAGAUUCACGGAACCGAAAACACCCGCCUGUGCCACUGCUGACGAAUUUUGAAUCCAACUUAAACUCCCCAGAGAAAAGCCCCGAAGCAGUCAUGUUCUCUGAGUCCUCCGAGCGGUCCUUCAAUGGGCAUGACCUGCCAGACCUUUUCAACUACAGAAGUAUCAAAGGAGAGGACUGGAGCCCCAGAGACACUCGAAGCCCAGCCUCUCCAAACGAGCUUACGUUUGGUAGCUAUGUGCCUUCGUUUGCGAAAACAUCUGGGAAGUCUAAUUUAUUUGGUCAAAAAAGUGGCAUUUUGGAAUUCCCAAGUAAUGCUAUGGAAAAACUGAAUAAAGACAGUGCGGGUUUAAUGACAAGACAAGAGAAAAAAGCCAAUCUGAUGGAACAGCUCUUUGGUGCCAGUUGCAGCAGCACCAUGUCCUUUAAAAGCAGUGACCCCACUUCUCUGGCUGCCAGCAGAGGCGACUUCGCCCCCCUCAGGCUUCCCCCAGGGGAUAAAAGCAGCAGAGGCCGAGAACAAGACGGAGAGGACGACUUCUUCCUCAGUGAAGGGAGAAGUCUCCAUCCAAAUCGAAACAGAUUGAAGCCCGCGAACAGUAGACAAGCAGUCAAAGCAGUUGAUUCUGUAGAAGAUGACAUUGAAGAAGUAACUCUGAGAUGACUGACUAGAUUAUAUAUUUUUUCCAAUUGUAAAUAUUAAAAUAUUUUAAUAUGGUAUUUAUUAUAAACAUUUAUACUUGUUAAUGCUAAAAGUUCUUCAUGUUUUUAAUAGCUAAAUGCAAAUUUUUAAAAGUAGAUCCUAUCUACAACCACAUAGCUAGCUUGCCAAGAGUGAGAAAGUCUUUUGAGUGAAAUUAAAAAUAGGAUGUAAUUUACUUUUCACUUGCAAAUCAGUUUUACCUCUUACUGCAGCUCUCUGGAAAGUUUUAUUCUAUUGAAGGUUAUAUUCAUUUUCUCCUGAUUUAUUUUCUGCUCGUUAAAAAAUAAGUUUAAAACAGGCUGCUCACUGGCCUUUGAGUGGAAAUUAAGAGUUUGAGGUUCUGACUUGAGAAGCGUAGCUCCCAUGUGGUAGAACACAGUGCUGUGUGGGCGCCCUGCACUUG
Echinops telfairi (small Madagascar hedgehog) is the source of this 3073-nucleotide messenger RNA. It is a transcript of the gene LCA5, whose product is annotated as lebercilin LCA5. The transcript has 9 exons. Gene Ontology annotation, biological process: intraciliary transport. Gene Ontology annotation, cellular component: axoneme. The coding region runs from base 580 to 2631 and encodes 683 amino acids. The record is from RefSeq and is a predicted model, not a curated record. NCBI's taxonomy places the organism in Eukaryota, Metazoa, Chordata, Mammalia, Afrosoricida, Tenrecidae.